This is a messenger RNA of Mesorhabditis belari, 423 nucleotides long. NCBI's taxonomy places the organism in Eukaryota, Metazoa, Nematoda, Chromadorea, Rhabditida, Rhabditidae. The record is from the annotation of a GenBank genome assembly.
AUGGUUUCCACGCGAUCACUCUCGUGGACGUGCGUUCUCGUGCAACUCGUUUUGUCGUGUGCGUGCUUGUUGGGCUCGUUGGGUGUGAUUGCUGCGAUUCUCCAAAGCAAGAGCAUCUAUCCGGAAAGAGAUGGAACACCGAGCAUCGAAUGGUGGCUGCUUUCGCUUUUGUGCCUUUUCAUGAUCGGCGCCUCGAUUUUGGCGAUGUUCGGGUUGGCGGCAAAGAACACGCAACUCAUUGUACCGCAUAUCGUUUUGCUGGGUCUGUGUUCGGUUUUUGUCGGUUGGUGUCUCUAUCUCGUUUUCUCGCAAGCCGAUCCAUCAAAUUUCAAUUGGUGGCUUUCUUUGGGUGCUUUGUCGACAGCAGAGAUCUUCGUUGGCAUUUCAUUGCUUUUGGAGGUGAAAGUCGCGUUAACAGUCACU